Messenger RNA from Melospiza georgiana, 1733 nucleotides. It is a transcript of the gene DCUN1D4, whose product is annotated as defective in cullin neddylation 1 domain containing 4. The transcript is spliced from 12 exons. NCBI's taxonomy places the organism in Eukaryota, Metazoa, Chordata, Aves, Passeriformes, Passerellidae. Gene Ontology annotation, molecular function: ubiquitin-like protein binding; ubiquitin conjugating enzyme binding; cullin family protein binding. The record is from RefSeq and is a predicted model, not a curated record. Gene Ontology annotation, cellular component: ubiquitin ligase complex. The coding region runs from base 78 to 989 and encodes 303 amino acids. Gene Ontology annotation, biological process: protein neddylation; positive regulation of ubiquitin-protein transferase activity.
UGUCUGUGCCCAGGCUCUGGAUUGGGAGCAGGGCAGGAGCCGGGCCGGGCUGGCAGCGUGUGCAGCGCUGCACGAAAAUGCACUCGGAUGCCGCCGCUGUCAAUUUUCAACUGAAUUCUCAUCUAUCAACACUGGCAAAUAUUCACAAGAUUUACCAUACCCUCAAUAGGCUGAAUCUGACAGAGGACGUUGGUCAAGACGAUCACCAGACAGGAGAGAGCCUUUCAAAGAUUCGAAGAAUAGGAAGUCUUCGGUCUUGCAGUUCAUCAGACUGCUUUAGUAAAGUGAUGCCUCCAAGGAAAAAGAGGAGACCUGCAGCAGGAGAUGAUUUAUCUGCUAAGAAAAGUAGACAUGAUGGUAUGUAUAGAAAAUACGAUUCCACUAGAAUAAAAGCAGAGGAAGAAGAAGUCUUUUCAAGUAAGAGAUGCUUAGAAUGGUUCUAUGAAUAUGCAGGCACAGAUGACAUUGUAGGGCCAGAAGGUAUGGAGAAAUUUUGCGAAGACAUUGGAGUUGAACCAGAAAAUGUAGUUAUGCUUGUGCUAGCAUGGAAGUUGGAUGCACAAAACAUGGGCUACUUUACAUUACAAGAAUGGUUAAAAGGAAUGACAUCACUACAGUGUGAUACUACAGAAAAAUUGAGAAAUUCUCUGGAUUACUUGAGAUCUUUAUUAAAUGAGCCUACCAAUUUUAAACUUAUUUAUAGAUAUGCCUUUGACUUUGCACGGGAAAAGGACCAGCGCAGCCUAGAUAUCAAUACUGCCAAGUGUAUGUUGGGCCUUCUUUUAGGAAAAGCAUGGUCCCUUUUUCCAGUGUUUCAUCAGUUUCUAGAGCAAUCAAAAUACAAAGUUAUCAAUAAGGACCAAUGGUGUAACGUUCUUGAAUUCAGCAGAACAAUUAACCUUGACCUCAGUAACUAUGAUGAAGAUGGAGCCUGGCCAGUGUUGUUGGAUGAGUUUGUGGAGUGGUAUAAAGGAAAACAGAUGACAUAGGAGUUUAACUAUGCACAGCCACUCAAGAGUCACUGUUCCCACAGUUAUGUCAACCAUUAGCCAUAAACUGCUAUUUGUAUCAAAGUGCAUGCUGCUUUUCUUGCACUGCAUCCCUUUGGCAAGGAACUUUUGAUGUUUGCUAUUUAACAAGCUAGCUAUGCUUGCUGUUUAGCAUUGUUCUCUUUGAAGGCUGCUUUGCAUUUUGUAUUUACACUACAAAUUGGUGAACUUGCCAGAGUCUUCACUGUGAUUAUGUGUAUAUUGCUGUCUAAAUUUUGUAUAUGUGUAUAAAAAAAGGCUUCACCUAGGAAUUAUUUCUGCAGAAAUGUAUUGUAAAAAUAAUUUUGUGGCAUAUUUCUAAUCAUCACUUACACGUCUGUUGAAACUUUAGUUAUUUUGUUUUUCUUUUGGUCUCAAAUGUAGCAUUUCAGUCUUUCUGGACAUAGUUAUGUGAAGAACUAUUUACGGUUUCAAUGUUACUAUUUGAGAUGCCAGUUUCUGAGAAGAGAAGACAUGCUGUGAUUUCCUUCACCAGAAUUUGCCAAACCUGACUUAAUGCUUUAUAGGAAUGAAAUAUUGGUGUCUUAAAAAUAUAUAUAUACAUAUAAAUAUUUAAACACUGUAAUAGCUGUACAUGCACAGAUGAUUUCCAUUUGAAGAAAAAAGUACUGACUUUUUAAUGUUAAAACUGCAGUAGUUGUUACAGGUGCAAAAGAACAAAUUAAAGUACCUUUUAAAAAUGGG